ACUAUUUUUCUAGAUGUUUAUUAUUACUAGAACGUAGUGUUAUGAUUAUAUGCUCUUUGAUUAAUACUAGUUGUCGUUCCUAUUUAUUCAUAAUUUUUGUCAAAUAAGACGAAUAUCCGGCCAUCAUAAUUAUAAACUAUUUACGAACGAUAUGGUAGAGAAACACUGAAGAGAGGUUAUCCGGUUGCGAGUGGUGAAGAUGGAUAGGGGUAAGAUGUCGUCUUCGGGGCGCGGAGGCAAGAGCAAGGCUCCGCAGCACCCGCAGGACAUCUUCGCGCUGGGUACCAAGUCUACUGUCGUCGUAUCGCGAGACCAGGAAAAGAGGAAUAUACACAAGCCUUCAAGUAGUGGUGUAGAACGCAAACGUGAAGGCACAUCAACUUUUGGUGCUGCUCCACCCACCAAGAGAUCUAGAAUAGGCUCGCCAGCAGAGGCUGUUGGAGGGACAUCCUUAGAGGUCGACCCUGUGGAUCUUGUCCCCAAUGUGCUGCAAGCUUUGGAUACCCAUAACUCUGAUAAACUGCUUGGUCUUCUCACAGGCUCAAUCCGUCUACUUAAGUCCCAACGCUCGAAACCCGACCCAAUCCUCUGCAUGAGUAUGCUGUAUUUGUGCAAAAUCCGGCCAAACAUGUUUGCACAUGACGUUGUGACCCAGAGUUUAUGCACGCUGUUGAAAAGGGAACAGGGGGCUGCAUUUAAAAGUAAAGGAAAUCCGCUGGUGUUUGUACUGGCGUGCAAUAUGCUGUAUGCUGGGCAUAGAGAUAGUAAUAAUUGGCCUGAUACUUUUAUUAAGGUGUAUAUUGAAGAUGCCUUAAACGAGAGGUGGUGGGUGGAAUGUUCAUGGUGUAAGUGCCUGGUUGAGAAUAUUGCCACUGCCUUCAGCACCAAGACUCCGCCUCCGCAUCUGAUCCCAUCUGACAGUGCACUUGCUGCUGGCGGCACGAUGUCGCCGUCAGGGUCGGGUUCUCCGUUGAUGGGAAGCACGGAUGACGAUCCUGACAACACAGACCUAGAGUAUACCGUUUUUCCCAGAUAUUCCAGUAGCUAUGAAACUGUUGAGGCGCUGGUGCUGGAGGCCAUCAAAGACCAGAUCCAGCGGCGCGCCGCGCCGGACGCUAUUGGGAAAGGAUUUUUGAAACUGUUGUCUGCUACUUGUGGUUUCCCCGAGAUUCGAAUGAUAUCCGCCUCCCGCCUCGAAGCGUGGCUCCACUCGGGCAAGCUAUGGCGCGCCGCGCAAGAACUGCUCGCGUACGUGUGCUGCAACGCCGACGCGUGCGGGCCCACUGCGGCGCGCGACCACGAGGUGCUGGCGCAGCUGGCCCGCAUGCGGCUCAAGACCAAGCCGCUGCAGCAGGCGUACCAGGCCUGUCUCAGGGAGAUGGUGUCCGACAGCCCAGCACUACUCCGCAGCGUGGUCACUCACACGAUCUACAACGAGCUGUCCAACGUGCGCUCCCCGAACAACAUGGCGGUGCUGGCCGCGCUCAUACAAGCGCAGCCGCAGGCUGUACCCGCCGCCAUGGCGGACACGUACCAGGAGCUGGUGCUGCGUCAGGAAGACUACCUGCGUCCACUGCGCGCCCUGUCUCGAGAAUGCGUACGCGCAGCGCGGGCCGACGCUCAGGCGCUAGUGCCGCUAGCGCGCGCGCUCGCCAUGCCGCCGCCACACGAGCCGCCGCAAGAGAUCCGUGAGCGCGCGUUCAACUCCAUCGCCGACCUGUUCUGCUGUCUGUGCCUAGUGACAGCAUCGCACAGCAAACACAUCCCCGAGUACCGUCAGCAACUGUGUGUGAUUCAGUGCUGUGCUUUAGGCUGGUUGCUUGACACAGCGGCGGCGGUGUACCGUCCGCAAAGACACGACUUCCAGCUAGCGCUCAAUAAAAUAAUGUUCGUGGAGCCGGCGGACACGUACAGCAAACCGGAUAAUUGGCCACCGGAGUCCGAGCGCGCGCUCACGUACCGGUUGUGCUGCGAAACGCCACUGCCACAGAACACCCUGCUGCGAGUCAUCUUCAUCGGUCUCGCUAAGGAGAUCCCAGUAGGGCCUGCCGAAACAUUCGAACUGGUGGAACAACUAGUCCGCCGCGCCUGCGCCCUACCACCGGACGACACUCCCCUACCCGUGGACAAGUUGGAACUGGCCGACUACGUGUUCCAACUGUGCCAGUUCACCCCGCCCGACAACAUCACCUUACCACCCGGGUACACGGCUCCUCCACUGGCCAUCACGUCACUAUACUGGCGAGGAUGGAUCCUCCUGGUGAUGCUGGCGGCGCACAACCCCGGCGGGUUCGCCGAGCGCGCCGCCGCCGCCUACCCCACGCUGCGGGCCCUCGUCGAGACCUGCAUCACCAGUAAACCUAGCGUGGAAUGGAGCAACAGCGCCGCAGAAGCGGAACGGUUAGAAGCCGAGCGAGCCGCUGUGCUGCAGCUGGAGACGCACCUCGCAGCCGCCAGCAACGCCAAGCUGCCCAUUACUGAACACAACUCUCGGCUGCUCAGUCAGCUGACGACCCUAGAUCCACUCGGGCCAGCGCGCAAGCCUCCAGCUUCCAUCCUCGAGAGCCUGCAGCAGACCAGCCAGGCGCUCCGCCUCGGCCGCCUGCUGUGCCGGCAGCCGGCCCUGCUCCUCGAGCUGGUGGAGCGGCACGGCACGCGCCGGGCCAUGCCCUGGCUGCACCAGCUGCUGCGCCACGACCAGCUGGAGCUCAGUGUGCUACCAGUGCAAUGCUUGUGCGAGUUCCUAUCCGCGGGCGGUGCGGGCGGCGAGGCAGGCAAGGCGGGCGAGCUGGCCGCUCACCUGCGGCGCACGGUGGCGUCGAGCGAGGAGGGCGCGCGCGCCGUGCUGCAGUACUACACGCAGCGACUCGCGCACUCGCAUGCGCCCACCCGCGCACAAGCCAACAGGGGCCUCAAACUAGUUCUGACGCAGGCUGAAGAUACGGCUGAAAUGGACUACAACGCAGACGUCGGCCCUGAGGAAUGGCUCGAGCUGCUAGUCCAGCUUCGCCACUGGGAUGCCGUCCGCGACGAGGUCCUCGCCCGUCUCCGCGCCGCCUGCCUCGCCGAGUGCGUGCCGCGCCACCUCGCCGCCUACAUCGCCUUCCUCGCUGAGCACGCCGACACCCUCCCUCCCCUAGUGCUGGACUUGAGUCAAGUGGUGAUGGAGCGCCAAGUAGUGAUAGGUGGCGUACUUCCACCGGCGGAACCCCGAGCUGUGCCUGAUCGUCUGCAGCACCGCACUCUUCACGCCAUCACCUCCAUCUUCUACACACACUUGCGGAAGGCGCGCUCGUCGGGAGCCCUGACGGCGGAGGCGGGCGCGGAGUGGGGCGCGGGGGGCGCGGGGGGCGCGGAGUGGGGCGCGGGCGGUGCGGCGGCCGGGGAUCUAGUGACUCUACAGUGGAGCUCCGCCGCCGCCGCCAUGCCCUCUGUCGUCGCGCACGCGCACUACAAGCUGCUGUGCUACGGCCCUUCCGCAUACGACACGAACCAAGAAAUGUAUUCCUGGCUAGAAUCAGUAUGGGUCGGGGAGCCCCCGACGGCCUUCGCCGCGGACGGGACCACCACCAGCCUGCUGCCGGACUGGCUGCGGCUGCACCUCGUGCGGUCCGCGAGGCCGGCGCUGCUGGAGCUGGGGUUACGAGCCCUCCCCGCGCAUAAGCUGGCUCUCUUCAUACAGACGUUCGGCAUGCCGCGGUCCGCCUGCAGCGCCCUGCUGGCAGCCCUGGACGCGUGCCCGACGGCGGCGGUGCUGCGGCUGGGCGUGGAGCGCGGCUACAUGGCGCAGCUGCUGCAGGUGCAGCGCGCGCGCGGCUGCACGGGCGGCGAGGCCUUCGCGGCCGCGCUGCGUCUGCAGCCGCCGCCCUACCCGCCCGAUGACACCCUAUUCGAAGAAGAACCCCUCCCCUCCGAGGACGAAGACGAAUGCGCUCCAAUCCCACUAGUCAUCCAACCGGAGCAAGUCCCGGCCUUGCUGACCACCGCCUUCUGCGGCGGCACCUACCCCGGAGACUUGGAUGAGGCCUUCACUGAACUUAACGCUAAUAUAACAGAGGAAGUAAAAAAACUCCGCAAAAACGUUCCAACCGACUGCCCCUACAUCCAAAGAGUGACCAGGUUCCUGCAAGCUGCGGACAGCACCGUCCUGCGCGGCAUGACCGGCGCCGGCCACGCCGCCGUACUGCUGCGCAGCCUGACGCUGGCUCGCUGGGAGCCGCUCCGAGAGGUGUGCUCAAGUUUACUGAAGCAGUUCAAAUGCCCCGCGGGCCCGGUAGCUAACCUGCUGACGCAACUGGCGGCCCCUGAGAGGCGAGCGACCCGCACUGUACCACACCUGCCACAUGCUACCAAGGAACAACUCAUAGCCGCGUUGGAAGCGGCGACACCAAACACCUUGGAGGCAAUAGGUAAUCGCAUCAUCGAGACGCAGAACACACGGCUCGUGGUGGAUGUCAUCUCCACGCUGCUGGAGAAGAACCAGCAGGGCGCUUACGAAUCCGAGGUGAAAGUGGAAGUGGGCGCCGAGCCGGCCCCUCCGCACGUGUUCGCUCGCCGUGGGCUCGGCUGCGGGCUACUGCUGGACUGGAUGUCGGAGCUGCAGCGGGAGACGCUCGGCCCGCAACCUGAACGACAAAUGCGGCUAAUGUUCCGAUCGGGCUCCGCGGCGUGGCGGCCGCUGCUGGUGACGCUGCUGGCGCACCGCGCCUCGUGGCGCACGCUGCACACCUGCCUCUCUACCCUACUGCAGCCUAACGGGGGCUGGGCAGCGAGCGGGGUCCUGGACUUCGCGGAGACCCUGAUGGGCUCGGAGCGCGUGUGGCAGGGCCGCGACCGCGCCGCGCCCAAACACCAGGCGCCGUGCCAUCUGCACAGGCUCACACACACGCAACUGGAAGUCCUAAUCAAGUACAUAAUGGAAGAGGCCUCGGAAGCGGGCCCCUCGCUGGACAGCAUGCGGCGCCGCAUCGAGGCCCGCUUGCCUCUAGCCCUGCGCUGCGCGCCCGACCCGCCGGCGCUGCUCGCCGCCGCCGCCGCCGCCGAGCCGCUCCUGUUACUACUGCUGUACAUGAAGGUGCCAAAGAUCCGCCAACUCCUAAUGGAGAGUGCGGAGCGCCCUCUAACUACCUGCCCACUGGAAGGAGCGGAGCCCUACCAACAAGUAGCGGCCAGCUCCACCAGCGCCACCGACCGCGUGUCCCACACGCUGCUGACGGCGCUCGCGCACCCGAACAAAGAACACGGGAAGGAGGCCAACUUUAAGAGCUGGCGCCUGGAGGCCGGCGUGCGGUCGCUGUGGGCGCGCGUGGCGGGCGCGGGCGCGCGCGCGCUGCCGCUGGCCGGCGCGCUGCUGCGCGGCUCCGUGCCUGCGCCUGCGCGCGCGCAUCUGCUCUCCGCACUGGAGCUGCUGCCUGAUCAUGAACUGCAACGGCCAGAUACAAGUGAAGAAGUGCAGAACAUUCUAGAGUGUUUCGUACAAAUGGCUGCGGCGGGGGGCCGGGAGCGCGAUCGCGAUUCAGCGUUACAACAUCGAGUAGCCGCGCUCAUGCGCCGCGUCGCUACGCAUAGCCCGCCUCGCACGCAUGGAUCCCUGAGCGCGCUGGGCGAGGAGCCCGGCGCGGCGCCCGCCUCGGCCGCGCCGCCGCCGCUAGCGCUGCUCGCGCUGCAGCGGAGAGACCCGCCCGACGACCUGCACGUCUACAUACAGGAAAUUGACCAGUGGGGCAGCCGUCGCGGCGGCGCGUGGGGCGGGCCGGGCGCCGCCACCGCUCUCCUGCGGGCGCUCGCCCCGCUCUGUGCGGAGCCGGGCUCCAUGACGCGCACGGCCGCCCUGGGCCUGCUCACCAAGCUGCUGCCGGCCGUGCCCGACCCUACACCCGGUCUGGACGCUAUCAUGGAGUGCUUGGACUCGUCACUUCCGGAAGUCGCGCAGUCCGUGAUCGACAAACUGCCAGAGCUGGUCGUCGGCAUGCAGGAGCACGCCGCACGGAUCUUGCUAAAGGUGUUCGAGCUGGGCGUGCGCAGCCGCCUGCCCGUCGAGACCAGCCUGGCGCGCUCCGUCGCCGCCAUCAACCUGCAGCGGGGCUGCUGAACACUCAGGAACUACCAUACCAUCGCCCACACCACACUGUCAACUGACACUUCCUAAACCUUAUUACAAAACGCAUAAGGUCCACCGGUGGACAGUUAAGUGUUGCCGUUUGUACCAUACACAAUCGCUUCCUCAAUCAAUGGACCUUAUGUCUUUGUAAUAAGGUCGAACGCCUAUCGUGCGCGGCGCGUCAUCGUGAACCUUGUUGGAAUCAUAGAGAAAUAAGUAAGCAUAAAAUGCUAACUCCAUGCAACAGUUUUCUUACCAAAGCGGUUAUUUCGCGGCCGAGGUCCGCAAAAAUUGAACACGCACCUAACACCUUGACAAUAGAGGCGUGUUCAGAUAUUUGUGAGCACCUUGGCCGCUCAAAUAUAUCUGAUGGCGACUGUACAUAUUGUACACGCGGAAGGAAAUUAAAAGCGAUUUUUACAACAAUGAUGACUCAUAAAAAGAUAGCAAUUUGUCCUCAACUUGCUUUGAAUAACAUAGGCUAGUUUUGGUUUCAAGAUGCUUAUUCCCUUGUAAAUAAUUGUAAUGAAAAAUGUAACAUAAUAUUAGAUGUGAUAAGAACAUAUUUUUUGUGUAAUAAAAUCAAAAAAUACA
Messenger RNA from Cydia strobilella, 6694 nucleotides. It is a transcript of the gene IntS1, whose product is annotated as integrator complex subunit 1. Gene Ontology annotation, biological process: U2 snRNA 3'-end processing. Lineage: Eukaryota; Metazoa; Arthropoda; Insecta; Lepidoptera; Tortricidae. The record is from RefSeq and is a predicted model, not a curated record. Gene Ontology annotation, cellular component: integrator complex. The coding region runs from base 200 to 6091 and encodes 1963 amino acids. The transcript has 37 exons.